AGUGACCCAGAAUCUCCACACAGUUACACAGGGAGGCCCGCCAGGAACAGAGGCUCCUAGACUUGUGGUAAAUGCCUUUCUUUCUUUCUUAUAAAUGUCUCAUCUUCUUCCUUCUUAUGGCAGAAAAGAUACCUAGAAAUGCUUCAUAGUUACAUUGUACAUUUUAAGAUGAUGCCAAAACUUGUGCCAUACUUCAUCGUCUCAGUGUCAAUAAUGUAUACAUAAUCAAGAAACAAAUUGUUGAGCAACAGAAUUCUGCCAUUUUACAUGUAGCACAGUAAAAACUGUAAAAUGAUAAGUAAAAUCACUUAAAGACUUUCUUACAUCAUUGUGGUGAUUGUAGAGAACAGCAUAUAAAAUACCAAAUCUAACUGACGAUGCACAAAUUGAUAACUUUUUCAGCUUGGCAAAUUUGCUUGAAAAGAAGAUGUCCGUGCUCAACAACCUUGCUGCCAGGCUGUUUGCCUAUUGUGAUGUGCAGACAGCCCUUGUCCUUGUCUGUGUCCUUCUGCUGACCUUCUGGUUCCUCAGGCCUGUGAAGAACCUCCCCCCAGGGCCCUGGGGCUGGCCAGUCUUGGGACAUAUUCCAACACUUCGCAAGGACCCACACCUAGUGCUGACUGCCAUGUGGAAAAAGUAUGGAGAUGUGUUUCACAUCAGAAUGGGACUAAAGGACGUCAUUGUACUCUGUGGCUACAAAGCCAUUUAUGAAGCAUUGGUGAAGAAAGGGGAAGACUUCUCAAGCCGACCAUGCCUGUAUGUGUUUGACCAGAUGGGUGGAACUAAAAACGGACUUGGAUUUCUUCCCUAUGGCUCAUUUUGGAAGCAGCAACGAAAGUUCACCCUCAAGAGCCUACGUGAUUUUGGGUUUGGGAAACGCAGCUUGGAAGGCAAGAUCUUAGAGGAGGCUGAAGGUCUGAAGGAAGAAAUCCUACAAACAGCAAACUCACCCUUCAAUGUCAGACCCCUCCUUCAAAAUGCUGUCAGCAAUGUCAUCUGCUCCAUCGUCUUUGGUGCACGGUUUGAUUACGGGGAUCCAAAAUUUAAGUACUUGAUGGAAAGAAUCAAUCAGAACUUUGGUGAACAGGAGCUGGCUGGAGCAACCAACUUCUUCCCCUGGUUAAGACAUAUCCCACCAAUUAGGAAGGCUCUAGACAAGGUAUUAAAGAACGCAGAGGAUGUAAUAGGUAAUUUCAGAGAAGGCAUGAUAGAGCACAAGAACACAUUUGAUCCCUGUAACAUCCGUGACUUCAUCGACAGCUAUCUGCUGGAGAUGACUCGAGAGGAUGGAGACGGGGACAGGGAGAGCUUCACUGAAGACCAGCUAAACUAUGUGAUUUCAGACCUGUUUGUUGCUGGAUCCGAGACCACAUCCACCACUCUGACCUGGGCACUGCUGUACAUGGUGCUGUACCCAGAGGUACAGCAGAAAGUGCAGGAGGAGAUUGACAGCGUGGUUGGACAAGACACAGUUCUGUCAGUCACACAUCGUGGUCAGCUGCCCUACACAGAGGCUGUCAUCACAGAGAUCAUGCGCAUAAAGUCAGUUACACCAAUGGGACUCCCUCGUGCCACUUCUAAUAAUGCCAACCUCUUUGGUUAUGACAUCCCAGAAGGCACCAUGGUUUGGCCUGUGCUGUGGUCAGUGUUCUACGACCCUGUACACUACCCUGAGCCUGAGGUCUUUAAGCCACAGAGGUUUCUGGAUGAAAAUGGGCAGUUUGUCAAGAACCAAACAUUCAUUCCCUUCUCCACAGGUCGUCGUAUUUGCCUUGGGGAGAAUUUGGCCAAGAUGGAGCUGUUCCUGCUCUUCACCCACCUGCUGCGGCACUUCACUUUCAAACUGCCAGAGGGAGCAGCUAAACCGACCACUGUGGGGAUUAUGGGAAUGAUCACCCACAGCCCUGUCUCUUAUGAGUUCUGUGCCAUUCUGAGAGAAUAGCUACCACUCCCCCAGCAACCAAGUGUAUUUCAUUGCUCAGCUAGUUUGUUGACCACUCCAUGGCUACAUCUAACAUUAGGCCAUGCCAAUUCAAUUUAUUCUCUUAUUUUUUUAAGGAAAAAUAGGACGAGACAGGAAGUAAAACAAACAAGCCUAGGCAUCAUACAAUAGCCCCAAAUGCUGAAAUAGAAUAAAUAGGAGAUAUAGUUAGGAUUAUGUAGCAAAUAACAACUACAUGUAUCAAGACCUGGAGUACUAAACUUGUUGGGGAAAACUAUUAUACUGUGUAUGCUUGGGUAAAAACAUCAUAGGUGAUACUGUCAGUGUGUUUAUUUGCUAUUGGUCUUCCUGUUGAUUGUCAAUACAUGUCAUUGGCAUCCAAACAGUAUAUCAAAUUUAACUCAACUUCUUUGUAAUGAAAUUGUUCAGUACUGAUUACAAUGAUGGUAGAAAAUAACACAGACAGACAUGUUACUGGAUGUGUAAAAUUUAUUAAUCUGUGAAUUCUUAUACAUAAUUUGAGUAUUAAGCUCGUGUUUUAGUCCAUUGCAUACAAAUGUAGAUACAUAUUGUAUAUUUGAAUAAUGAGUGUUAAUAACGUUAGGCCACAACAAGUAAAUUUUAUGGAUGACAUCCUCCGCAGAAAUGGUGUGUGUAAAGCGGGCCUAUGAUGGCUGCAGGUGACCCCAAAUGGAAUAUGCAUUGUGUUCCAACGAUCACCUGUGACCCCAUAUAGAAUACUUGCUGAACAGUCGAACUGUCGAACUGCAGGUCCUCUUAGGAGGACGUUCCACGCUGAAAGCUUCUUUAUUUCUGAGAUCAAAAUCACUAUGGAACACUACUGUGUGAUUAUUUCCCACAGGGGUAUAACCUUAAAUUUUUCAAGUCUAAGUUCAACAAACACCUGUCGUUACUCUCUGUACAGUAACCCAAAACAUUUGAGUGGCUCCCAUGAGCCUUGUUUUGUGGUAAACAUGCAGUACCGGUAAAUAAUUUUAAAAAGUCACCGUAGAACGUGUUAUCAAAUGUGUCUAAAAGGGUUUACAAUGCUUAAGUAAGGCCACAGCAAUUAAUUUUUAUGGAUGACAUCAGCGUGCAAAUUAAUUUUCAUCUGAUUUUGUCACAAAAAAAAAACAAGAAAUUUUGUUGCCUUCUGACAAUGGUCAACAUGUUGAAGAUGGGCAAAGAUGUC
Messenger RNA from Branchiostoma belcheri (Belcher's lancelet), 3134 nucleotides. RefSeq names its product cytochrome P450 2U1-like. The record is from RefSeq and is a predicted model, not a curated record. Bases 428 to 1942 code for a protein of 504 amino acids. NCBI's taxonomy places the organism in Eukaryota, Metazoa, Chordata, Leptocardii, Amphioxiformes, Branchiostomatidae. Gene Ontology annotation, biological process: xenobiotic metabolic process. The transcript is spliced from 4 exons. Gene Ontology annotation, molecular function: heme binding; iron ion binding; oxidoreductase activity, acting on paired donors, with incorporation or reduction of molecular oxygen, reduced flavin or flavoprotein as one donor, and incorporation of one atom of oxygen. Gene Ontology annotation, cellular component: cytoplasm; intracellular membrane-bounded organelle.